Molecule: messenger RNA, 726 nt
Organism: Aspergillus nomiae NRRL 13137
Lineage: Eukaryota; Fungi; Ascomycota; Eurotiomycetes; Eurotiales; Aspergillaceae
Product: DUF5321 domain-containing protein
Exons: 2
Coding region: 1-726 (241 amino acids)
Source: RefSeq, a predicted model, not a curated record
AUGUCCCGGGACUCUUUUCAAUAUCUCAAUGGCUUCAAUUGUGAAUUCGACGUCGCAAUCCCUCACAAUACGCCCAAGAUUCUGGCAAACAUGUCUUUCACGAGACUUCCUACCCGGUUACUCUCCAUUGCACGAGCUACACCCCAGCUUGUGGGGCACACUCCUAUCCGAACGUCACACCAAAUUCGUUUCGAAUCCACGAGAGUCCCACGAUUAGCCCAAGCCUCGAUCUGGAGCUCCAUGGUCCCUAAAUUCAUCCGAAACCGCGGUUCCAAAGAAAAAACGGCCGAGUCAGCGAAAUCGAAAGAAUGGAACCCCGCUAGCUUCUACAUCAUCAUAUUCAUCUUGAUUGGAUCACAAGCGAUCCGGAUGAUCGCGCUGAAGAACGACUACCGCGCAUACACGCGGACGACAGACGCUAAGAUCACGCUUCUACGAGAAGUCAUUGAGCGGGUGAAGAAUGGUGAGAAGGUAGACGUGGAGCGAUUACUGGGGACUGGCGAUCAGGGCAAGGAGAGGGAGUGGGAAGAGAUUCUGCAUGAGAUCGAGGAGGAGGACUCGUUAUGGCAUCAGAAGUCGAAGGAUCAGGAGCCGGAUCAACAAUCUCAGUCGAAAGAACAGCAGGUGGAGAACUCGCAAAAAGACCCAGUUAUGCCUGCUGAAGGCGCCGGAAAUGAGGAGCCACCUGCAAAUAGCCCCUCGAGACGGAAGAUCAAUUUCUUCUGA